CUUACCCCAUAUCGACUGUCACUUUGGUGGAACUCUUUUUUUUUUUCUUAACCACAACAACAACAAUAAUCAGCCGCCACCAUGCCCAAGUCCAAGCGCGCCAGAGUGUUCAAUCUCACCAAGACAGAGAAGAAGGGAAAGGAGCUGUCGUUGAAAUUAUUUUCAAAUGUCCAAGAAUGUGUCGAUCAAUACCAGUACUGCUUCGUCUUCUCCAUUGAGAACAUGCGCAACACCUACCUGAAGGACCUUCGUGUGGAAUUUUCAGACAGCAGACUGUUCUUUGGCAAGACAAAAGUCAUGGCCAAGGCCCUCGGAACAUCGCCCGAAGACGAGUACCAGCCUAACCUCAGCCAAUUGUCUAGCCAUCUGGCCGGAAACGUGGGCCUGCUUUUCACUUCCCGGGAACCCGCCGAUAUUAUCUCCUACUUCUCCUCAUACAGCCAGAUGGAUUAUGCCCGUGCGGGCAUUGCUGCAUCGCGCGAGUUCACUAUCCCCGCUGGUGUUGUCUACUCGCGAGGUGGCGAGAUUCCGGAAGAGGAGGACGUGCCGUUGGCGCACUCUCUCGAGACCAGCGUCCGAGGCAACGGCAUGCCCACCAGAUUAGUAAAGGGAAGAGUCACAUUGGAUUCUCCAUACACGGUCUGCAAGGAGGGCGAGGUCCUCAAUAGCCACCAGACGGCGCUGUUGAAGCUUUUCGGCGUAGCCACUGCGGAAUUCAAAGUGCAAAUGAAAGCUUACUGGAGUGCGGCUUCAAAUGAGGUCAAGGAGAUCGAGGCGAUGGAGGAGUAAAUCUUUUCUUUGGUUUGAGUUGUUUUGGGUUGUUUCGAAAAUUUCAUGGAUGGGCUGGGUCAUCAUUUUCAUUUGCAUUUUAUAAUUGCAGGUUCGGUGUAUAUCGCACUACUACUAACGAACUCCUAUGACCGGUAGAAAAUACAAUCCCGGCGUAUUCUCUUUUGCCGCACCUAAACUGAAAUGGGCGCUUCACCGCGGAAAACAUAAAGCACAGAAAAUAAGACCACAAAAGAUCAUCAAGUCAGAUGCCUGAACAAGCAGACGCUCUUACCUCAGACCUUA
Molecule: messenger RNA, 1074 nt
Organism: Xylona heveae TC161
Lineage: Eukaryota; Fungi; Ascomycota; Xylonomycetes; Xylonales; Xylonaceae
Product: mRNA turnover protein 4
Exons: 4
Coding region: 82-789 (235 amino acids)
Biological process (GO): rRNA processing; nuclear-transcribed mRNA catabolic process; ribosomal large subunit biogenesis
Cellular component (GO): nucleolus; preribosome, large subunit precursor
Molecular function (GO): RNA binding
Source: RefSeq, a predicted model, not a curated record